AGGAGUUGAGUGGGUGGAGUUUUCUGAGUGAGUGACCCGGCUGGUUUUGUGGCACAAAAUUUCGAACUUCGGCCGACGUUAGAUUAAAGCCAAGAUGAGUCUACUUGAGCGCAUGUUCGGACGAGGCAAAAAAGGAGAAGCCCCCACUCCGGCUGAAGCAAUCAAUGGACUUCGAGAAACCGAAGAAAUGCUCAUGAAGAAGCAGGAAUAUUUAGAAGGGAAAAUUGAGCAAGAGAUUUCGCAAGCUAAAAAGCAUGGAACAAAGAACAAGCGUCUUGCUCUGCAAGCGCUCAAGAGGAAGAAGCGGUAUGAGAAACAACUUCUUCAAAUUGAUGGAACUCUAUCCACCUUGGAGAUGCAGCGCGAAGCUCUCGAAAGUGCAAAUACGAAUACUGCUGUGCUUCAAACCAUGAAUGCUGCCGCAAAGGCGAUGAAGGCUGCCCAUCAGCACAUGGAUGUUGAUAAGGUUCACGACAUGAUGGACGACGUUGCUGAGCAACAAGAGCUUGCUAAAGAGAUAACCGAGGCGAUUUCCAGUCCGGCUGCGUUCAGCGCCGAUUAUGACGAAGACGAGUUGGAGCGUGAAUUGGAGGAACUUGAACAAGAAGAGCUUGAUCAACGUUUGUUGGAACCAGCUCCGACUGCCGCACUUCCUACUCCACCAACCGCCGUUCCUGUUGCAUCCGGAGCCAGUAGAGCCAAACCGCGUCCGCAAAAGGAAGAUAUGGAUGACGACUUGCAAGAAUUGACCGAAUGGGCGUCAUAAACACGGAAAGUCACAGUGGUCAUGACGGUGCCUGCAAACCUUCAUCCAGCAUUCUAGAUUCCCCUGUUUCACAUAUAACUUGGUCUGAGCGGGAGCAGUGAUGAUUUGACUCGCUUGUCCAUUUUAGUGGACGAAGUAUGGAUGUUCCAGUUCGUGCGUUCCCGCAACGAAAUCAUAGGGUUUUAUUUUGUCAGCCGCGAGCGUUGCAACUGUCAAAAGAUUUUCGAGUUUUGCCGCAAUUCUGAUGAGUACGCAGACAGUGUGUUGCCAGGUCCUCAUAAGUGGAUUUGCUCUGGUUUCGUAGCGGAUUAUUAUUAUUUUUUCUAUCCUUGCUGCAGUUGGCGCUUAAUUUGUCUCCUACUCACUUUUCGCUUGGGAGAUUAAGGGAUCGCUUCUGAUUCGUUGAUGAUGGAUUGAAACAGAGGUGUCUUUGAUACCAUAAACGUGUAUUUUAAACUGC
Notodromas monacha is the source of this 1226-nucleotide messenger RNA. Lineage: Eukaryota; Metazoa; Arthropoda; Ostracoda; Podocopida; Cyprididae. The record is from the annotation of a GenBank genome assembly.